Molecule: messenger RNA, 1344 nt
Organism: Trichomonas vaginalis G3
Lineage: Eukaryota; Parabasalia; Trichomonadida; Trichomonadidae
Product: armadillo (ARM) repeat-containing protein family
Exons: 1
Coding region: 1-1344 (447 amino acids)
Source: RefSeq, a predicted model, not a curated record
AUGAAUGAAAUUCAAAAGGAUUUUGACGAAAACUCAAACAUUUCCAAUGACGAUAUCAAAGAAGUACCUAAACAAACCGAAGAAGUAAUUAAUCUUGUUAAUUUUAUUCAAGAAAACUCAAAUAACGAAGAAAUUUUUGGUCAAUCACUUCAUCAACUCGUUGAAAUACUCAUCAACAAUUCACGUAAUGAUCUUCAGUUGCUAAAAUGCAUUGACCAUACCAAAAUUUUAGAAGAUUUUAUGAGCUUUUUAUUUUCUGAAAAUAAGGAUAUCGUACUUGACUCACUGAAGCUUCUAAGUGCAAUCACAACUUAUAAUACUCAAUAUUCAUCUUUAAUUUUUCAAAAUGAGAUGUUGUCAAAUUAUUUGAAGCUCUUUGAAUCAUCAUGCAAUGAAAUAACUAUGAAUCUCAUGAUUUUAAUAUUGAAUAACAUGAAAGGUUUUCAAGAGCUUUGUCUUCUAUUUUAUGAUUAUUUUAUUCGAGAACCUGAGAAUUAUUCAUUAACACCAUAUUAUGCAUUAUUCACACUAAAAGAAUUAGAUUAUUUCCAGAAGCUAGAUAACUUUCAAUACGCUAAAAUUAUUGAAUCUUUAGAACUAUAUAUCGAAUCAGGCCAAAAAGAUGCAAUAAUAUAUUCAGGAUUAGCUAUUAUAAAGGGAAUAAAGCAUAACAUAGAACCUUUUAGAGAACACUGUGUUAAGCAUGAUUGGAAUGAUUUAUUUUUAACAAAAUUUGUCUUUCAUCCAUUUUUAUUAGUUAAGAAAGUCGGAUACAAAGGAUUAAGAGCAAUUCUUAUUUAUAUACCACAUGAAUUUCUAUGUGAAUCUAAUUUUGCUCCAAUCAAAUCAAUCUUCGAUGGUUUAUUCCCUCCAGAUGAAUCAACCUGCCAAAUGCUUAAUUAUCUGAAUGAAUAUAUCGAAAGAUUUCCAAGUUUUAUAAAUAUUUUUGUAGUUGAAACAAUUGAAAAUGAUUUAACAUGUUUUGAUCAUAUGAUUUCUUUGUUGUUAGAUAGAACUCAGAUUUAUUCAUAUUGGUGUAUUAAAGUGAUUAAUUCAAUAAUUAUGAAUGUCUCUAAGAGUCAAUUAAAUAAGAUGCAUCCUGAUGUUAUAAUUCCUCUAAUUUUGGAAUGGAUUGAAACAACUGAUGAUAAUACUUUUAUUGGAGAGAUUCUCACUGCACUCCAAGUAUGGAUUAAUUGUAUGCAAAAUGAUACGGCAAGAGAAUUUCUCUGCGAAUGUUUCAAUAUUUUAAAUACUGAACACAUUUUUAAUGAGCUUGCUGAAUCUGAUGAUGAAUAUAUUGCUGAUUUAUCAACAAAAAUUUUCAAGCAGCUUACAAGUUGA